Molecule: messenger RNA, 931 nt
Organism: Drosophila busckii
Lineage: Eukaryota; Metazoa; Arthropoda; Insecta; Diptera; Drosophilidae
Product: dnaJ homolog subfamily C member 8
Exons: 3
Coding region: 78-842 (254 amino acids)
Cellular component (GO): nucleus
Source: RefSeq, a predicted model, not a curated record
UUAACAACACUGCAAAAAAGUAUAUGUUUCGUUUUUCUUGUCGACAAUAAUAAUAAUAUUAUAAAAACAAAGUGAAAAUGUCAUCUUCAUUAUCAAAAGACCAAGCCAGCACCUCAAAGGAAUCAUUCGAUGAUUUCUACACUGAAGUGAAAGAAAUUGAAAAACGCGAUUCAGUACUAACUCCUACUCAACAAAUUGAUCGUUUACUUCGUCCAGGUUCCACAUACUUCAAUCUUAAUCCUUUUGAGGUGCUGCAGAUUGAGCCCGACGUCGAGGUGGCCGACAUAAAAAAACGCUAUCGCACGCUGUCCAUACUAGUGCAUCCGGACAAAAAUCCCGACAACCAAGAACGCGCUCAAAAUGCAUUCGACAUAGUUGCACGAUCCUGGAAAAUAUUGGAAAAUGAUCUGACGCGCAAGAAAUGUCUGGACGUAUAUGAAGAAGCCAAGGGACGCACAGAUCACAUGAUUGCCGAAAAACGUAAAAAGCUUAAAAAGGAGGGAAGACCCAUGGAACCAAUACUAGAGGAUGAUCCAGCGAAAUACAAACAUGCAAUUUAUGUUAUGGUCAUGAAACUUUUUGCUGAUAUGGAGCGGCGACGACAAAAGCUCGAUCAGCGUGAUCAGGAGGAACGCAAACGAAAGCGCGAAACUGAAAUUGAAGAAGAGGAACGCAUAAAAGCGGAUCGCGAAUGGCAACAAAACUUUGAAGAAUCUCGUCAGAGCCGUGUCAACAGUUGGCAUGACUUCCAGUCUGGCGCAAGCAAAUCAAAGAAAACAAAGAAACAAAAGCACAUGACUGGCAUGAUGGUGCCUCCAAAAUUUAAGCCUGAGACGCGAUGAAAUGUGCGACCUACGUUCAAGUCUACAACGUUAUCCUAAACUUACAUAUUUUUUUACACUUUUUUCUAUAAGUAUGCUUUGAAAUUUAA